Sus scrofa (pig) is the source of this 5587-nucleotide messenger RNA. RefSeq names its product tripartite motif containing 24 (gene TRIM24). Gene Ontology annotation, molecular function: protein binding; zinc ion binding. Gene Ontology annotation, cellular component: chromatin. Lineage: Eukaryota; Metazoa; Chordata; Mammalia; Artiodactyla; Suidae. The record is from RefSeq and is a predicted model, not a curated record.
GCGGUUGGCGAAGCGGAUGGGGCGCAGCCUCCCCGGUGCGAGGAGCAGUCCCCGCUGACAGAUCCCCUUCUUCCGGCCGCGCCACCCGGGAGGCGGAUCCCUGGGGCCUGAGAAGGCUUCCUUGGCCCGGGCCUCCCUCCCUCCCUCCCUCUCCUGCGGGUCACCCUAGCGGCCUGGGAGGAGGAGGAGGAGGAGGCGGUGGAGGAGGAGGUCGUCGGGGGCGGUGGGCAGAGACCGCGCUCCUCCUUUCCCGGCGGCGGCGGCGGCGGCGGCGGCGGGGGCAGGACAAUGGAGGUGGCUGUGGAGAAGGCGGCGACGGCGGCCGCAGCGGCUUCGGUGGCGGCCGCCGGGGGGCCCUCGGCUGCGCCGAGCGGGGAGAACGAGGCCGAGAGUCGGCAGGGCCCCGACUCGGAGCGCGGAAGCGAGGCGGCCCGGCUCAACCUGUUGGACACUUGCGCCGUGUGCCACCAGAACAUCCAGAGCCGGGCGCCCAAGCUGCUGCCCUGCCUGCACUCGUUCUGCCAGCGCUGUCUGCCCGCGCCCCAGCGCUACCUCAUGCUGCCCGCGCCCAUGCUGGGCUCCGGCGAGACCCCGCCGCCGGUCCCCGCCCCCGGCUCGCCGGUCAGCGGCUCCUCGCCGUUCGCUACCCAAGGCAAAGGAAUUUCCAGGAUAAUGAAGGAAAGUCCCCGGACGGCAGCUUGCAACAAACUUGAGGAAGAUUGGAGCUGGAGGAAGGACUUCAGAGAAGUUGGAGUCAUUCGAUGUCCGGUUUGCAGCCAAGAAUGUGCAGAGAGACACAUCAUAGAUAAUUUUUUUGUGAAGGACACUACUGAGGUUCCCAGCAGUACAGUAGAAAAGUCUAAUCAGGUAUGUACAAGCUGUGAGGACAAUGCAGAAGCUAAUGGGUUUUGUGUAGAGUGUGUUGAAUGGCUCUGCAAGACAUGCAUCCGAGCUCAUCAAAGGGUGAAAUUCACAAAAGACCACACUGUGAGACAGAAAGAAGAAGUAUCUCCAGAGGCAGUUGGUGUGACCAGUCAGCGACCAGUGUUUUGUCCUUUUCAUAAGAAGGAGCAGCUGAAGCUUUACUGUGAAACAUGUGACAAACUGACGUGUCGGGACUGCCAGUUAUUAGAACAUAAAGAGCAUAGAUACCAAUUUAUAGAAGAAGCUUUUCAGAAUCAGAAAGUGAUCAUAGAUACACUAAUCACCAAACUGAUGGAAAAAACAAAAUACAUAAAGUUUACAGGAAAUCAAAUCCAAAACAGGAUAAUUGAAGUAAAUCAAAAUCAGAAGCAGGUGGAACAGGAUAUUAAAGUUGCCAUAUUUACCUUGAUGGUAGAAAUAAAUAAAAAAGGAAAAGCUCUUCUGCAUCAGCUUGAGAGUCUUGCAAAGGAUCAUCGAAUGAAACUUAUGCAACAGCAGCAGGAAGUGGCUGGACUUUCCAAACAGUUGGAACAUGUCAUGCAUUUUUCCAAAUGGGCAGUUUCCAGUGGCAGCAGUACAGCGUUACUUUAUAGCAAGCGACUGAUUACAUACCGGUUACGGCAUCUCCUUCGAGCAAGGUGUGAUGCUUCCCCAGUGACCAACAAUACCAUCCAGUUUCACUGUGAUCCUAGUUUCUGGGCUCAAAAUAUUAUCAAUCUAGGUUCUUUAGUAAUCGAAGACAAAGAGAGUCAACCACAAAUGCCUAAGCAGAAUCCUGUCGUGGAACAGAAUUCACAGCCACCAGGUGGUUUAUCUUCAAACCAGUUAUCCAAGUUUCCAACACAGAUCAGCCUAGCUCAGUUACGACUCCAGCAUAUGCAGCAACAGGUAAUGGCUCAGAGGCAACAGGUGCAACGGAGGCCAGCACCUGUGGGUUUACCAAACCCUAGAAUGCAGGGGCCCAUCCAGCAACCUUCCAUCUCUCAUCAGCAACCCCCUCCACGUUUGAUAAAUUUUCAGAAUCACAGCCCCAAAUCCAAUGGACCAGUUCUUCCUCCUCAUCCUCAACAGCUAAGAUACCCUCCAAACCAGAGUAUGCCCCGACAAGCCAUAAAGCCCAACCCCCUGCAGAUGGCGUUCUUGGCGCAGCAAGCCAUAAAACAGUGGCAGAUCAGCAGUGGGCAGGCCACCCCCUCGACUGCCAACAGCACGUCCUCUACUCCUUCCAGCCCCACCAUCACUAGUGCAGCCGGAUACGAUGGCAAGGCUUUUGGCUCACCUAUGAUUGAUCUGAGCUCACCAGUGGGGGGUCCCUAUAAUCUUCCUUCUCUUCCAGAUAUUGACUGUUCAAGUACAAUCAUGCUGGACAAUAUAGUGAGGAAGGAUGCUAGUGUAGACCAUGGCCAGCCCAGACCACCCUCCAACAGGACCGUCCAGUCACCAAAUUCAUCAGUGCCAUCUCCAGGCCUUGCAGGACCUGUUACCAUGACAGGUGUACACCCACCAAUACGUUCACCGAGUGCCUCCAGUGUUGGGAGCCGAGGAAGCUCUGGCUCUUCCAGCAAACCAACAGGAGCUGAUUCUACACACAAAGUCCCAGUGGUCAUGUUGGAGCCAAUCCGAAUAAAACAAGAAAACAGUGGACCACCUGAAAAUUAUGAUUUUCCUGUUGUUAUAGUGAAGCAAGAAUCAGAUGAAGAAUCUAGGCCUCAAAAUACCAACUAUCCAAGAAGCAUACUUACGUCCCUGCUCUUGAAUAGCAGUCAGAGCUCUGCUUCUGAGGAGUCUGUGCUAAGAUCAGACGCCCCUGAUAGCACAGGAGAUCAACCUGGGCUUCACCAGGAAACUUCCUCCACUGGCAAGUCAGAGUGGCUGGAUGCCUCCCAGAAGUCCCCCCUUCUUGUUGGAGAGACAAGGAAAGAGGACGACCCCAAUGAGGACUGGUGUGCAGUGUGUCAGAACGGAGGGGAACUCCUGUGCUGUGAGAAGUGUCCCAAAGUAUUCCACCUGUCUUGUCACGUGCCCACGCUGGCAAAUUUUCCGAGUGGAGAGUGGAUUUGCACUUUCUGCCGAGACUUAUCCAAACCAGAAGUUGAGUAUGAUUGUGAUGCUCCCAGUCACAACUCAGAAAAAAAGAAAACUGAAGGCCUUGUUAAACUAACACCAAUAGAUAAAAGGAAGUGUGAACGUCUACUUCUGUUUCUUUACUGCCAUGAAAUGAGCCUGGCUUUUCAAGACCCAGUUCCUCUAACUGUGCCUGAUUAUUAUAAAAUAAUUAAAAACCCAAUGGACUUGUCAACCAUCAAGAAAAGACUACAGGAAGAUUAUUCCAUGUAUACAAAGCCUGAAGAUUUUGUAGCUGAUUUUAGAUUGAUCUUUCAAAACUGUGCCGAAUUCAAUGAGCCUGAUUCAGAAGUAGCCAAUGCCGGUAUAAAACUUGAAAGCUAUUUUGAAGAACUUCUGAAGAACCUUUACCCGGAAAAAAAGUUUCCCAAACUAGAAUUCAGGAAUGAAUCAGAAGAUAAUAAAUUUAGUGACGACUCAGAUGAUGACUUUGUACAGCCCCGGAAGAAACGCCUCAAAAGCAUAGAAGAACGCCAGUUGCUUAAAUAAGCAGCACCACUGGCCCAUGCUGGUUUUUAGAUUUUUGUCAGUAAUUUAACAUCAUUACCAAGAAGAGUUUGUGACCACUCUUUAAGUUUUUGAUGUUUGCUAGACUUGAUUUUCUUAAUAACCCAUUUCUUUUAACCUUACAAGAAAGAACAAAGAAGAGGAAGGAAGGAAAAGGAAGAAAGAAAGAAGCAUCAGCAACAAAAGACAUUUUCCCCACGUAUUGGAUUUCAAACUGCAGUCUGGAGCGAUAGCUAUUCUAGAAAGGAAAUAGAUGUUGUAUGAACUCUAAAUUGAAAGUUUAAUGGCUUGGAUGUGUGCAUUAACCCAUUUUUAGAAAAUACCACUACCCAUUAAUUAUGGACCAACCCAUGAGUUAGGUGUACUGUACUUGAGAGCAGUACUCCAUGAAUGUGAGUGGUAAGAAAGAGUUCUAUCCUAGAAUGCCCACUGGUGCAACGAAAAAGUAGAUUAGAUGCUACUACGAAGCACCUGAUAGUAUAUCAUGUAAGAUGGCAACUGUAUUAAAAAAAAAGCAGGAAAACGAAUGUUUGAUUUUUGUUUUUGUUUUUUUCUUGUCUCUAGAGGUGUUUGGUAUAGCAGGUUUUCAAGGCCAUUUUUCAUACGUUUCUAAGUCUUACCUUCUGCUGUGGAAGUAAGUGUACUUGUUUGGUUUUGCUCUGUGUCUGUGUGGUUUGUUGUUUGCCUUUUAACUGUGCAGGUGACCCUUUUAUAAUAAGACUCAAUUGUUUGCAGUAUGGCUUUUAGUGGAACUUCUCAGAAUUUGAAAUACAGCAGUGUAUGCCAUAUGCGAUGUCAGGAUUCCUCAACUUAAACCCUAUUGGGCAUUAAAUAUAAAUUCCCCUGAAAGGGAAUAGUUUUUGUGGUUUUCAUCUGUCUUCAUAAUUCCGGAUGAAAGUGUGUUGUAGAAUUUGGGGCCAGGCAAUCGGAAGGAAUUAGACUGAAAAAUUUUUUUCAGAAGCAUUUAUUUCCUAUUUUUCAGAGUCAAACUGUCAAAUUGAGUCUUUGAUCUAACUUAAUUCUGGGUUUCAUUUUCGUUCUCUUAAUAGAGAUACAAAAGACCUGUCUUCUGAGGGCAAGUAUAUUCUUAAUGGGUCAGAGCUACUUUAACAUUCAUUCAUUCCCUUUACUUGUUAAUGUCAAAGAAGGAGAUGAGAUUAAGAUAGAAGAAAAUUUUGUGCCACGUGCUAAUCUAACAUGUGACAGUAACAUUUACAUGUGGACUUCUUUGUUUGCCAAAGUAAACCUCUAUUUAUGAAACAGUAAAGGAGGAAAUUUUUCUCUUUCGGCUGAUAGAAUUAAAAUAGAGCUGACUUCGAAGAAUUUUUACCCUUUGGAUCAUGUCAUCUCUCACGAAUUCAACCUAGAGGACUUGCUUUUACCCACAUAGCAUCAUUUCCUAAAAUAGACAUUUGAAAGUAUUCUGUGGCUAAGUCACUGGGUUUUCAGAUACUGCUAGAGAUAAAAUGAGAAAAUAACUUCUUGGCAGUAAACUUAGGUUUAGUCCACAAUAUAUCAAUCAUGUAUUAAAUGCUUAAAACGUCUUAAUUUUCAAAAUCGGUUUUUCAGGGUAGUUGUUGUGGUUUUAUUGUUUUGAAUAUGCAUUUGACAUUCUCCAAAGAAGUUAACAAAAUUUACCGCUUAUCUUUUUUUGCUCCACCAUUUUUAGCACAGCAGCUAUGGUAAUUCUGCUAGUAAGUUUAUUGUUGUUAUCUUAGACUGUAUUGUUCCUCUGACAUUUUUUUUCUUCCGUACUUGUCUCCUGAGUUAAAGCAGGCAACACGGAUCGAUUUUGAGGAUGAUCACAAAGGGAAGUAGCACUUAACAGAGAAAAAUGUGUAAUUUCCUAAAUGCAUUUGAGCCAGAAUUUCUACUAAUGUACCCAGAACUUACACUGUUAUUUUCAGUGCCGUAUUAAUCUUUCAGAGCAGUAUUCUCUUUCACCUUUCUCAUAUUUUUGCUGAAUGAAAGGCAGUUGAAACCCAUCUUUCCUGUAAUCAAACAUUAUACAUAUUAAAAUGUUUCUCUCUCC